Molecule: messenger RNA, 4216 nt
Organism: Sphaerodactylus townsendi
Lineage: Eukaryota; Metazoa; Chordata; Lepidosauria; Squamata; Sphaerodactylidae
Gene: CLSTN3
Product: calsyntenin 3
Exons: 18
Coding region: 225-3137 (970 amino acids)
Biological process (GO): positive regulation of synaptic transmission; homophilic cell-cell adhesion; positive regulation of synapse assembly
Cellular component (GO): cell surface; postsynaptic membrane
Molecular function (GO): kinesin binding; amyloid-beta binding; calcium ion binding
Source: RefSeq, a predicted model, not a curated record
AUGCUGCAGUAGAGGGGCUGGGCUGGGUUGGGCCGGGCUGGGGCAGGCAGCCGAGAGCGGGCAGCCGGUGGGAGCCAGCCGGCCAGGGACGACGAGGCGGGUGCCCGGACAGCCUUGCUCGGAGAGCCGUCCAGCCCGCGCCCUCCUCCUCCUCCUCCGACCAGCGCGGCGAGGCACCCUCGGCGCCCAAGAGGCUCGCUCCCCGCCCGUCGGGCUCCGGCAAGAUGGGCUGGAGGCAGCCCCUCGCCUGCCUCCCUCUCGGCCUCCUCCUCCUCGCCUGCGCCCUGGGCAACAAAGCCAACAAGCACAAGCCCUGGAUUGAAGCAGAGUAUCAGGGCAUCGUCAUGGAGAAUGACAACACCGUCCUGCUGAACCCACCCCUCUUUGCUCUGGAUAAGGAUGCUCCGUUGCGCUAUGCAGGGGAGAUCUGUGGAUUCCGGAUCCAUGGGGCUGGGGUCCCCUUUGAAGCAGUGAUCUUGGACAAAGCCACAGGUGAAGGACUGAUUCGGGCUAAAGAACCAGUGGACUGUGAGGCCCAUAAGGAGCACACAUUCACCAUCCAGGCCUAUGACUGUGGUGAAGGACCAGACGGCGCAAAUACCAAAAAAUCCCACAAGGCCACAGUGCAUGUUCGAGUGAAUGACGUCAAUGAGUUUGCUCCUGUUUUUGUGGAGAAGCUGUAUCGUGUGGCAGUCACAGAAGGGAAGCUCUAUGACCGCAUUCUACGUGUGGAAGCCAUUGACGGCGACUGCUCUCCUCAGUACAGCCAGAUCUGCUACUAUGAGAUCCUGACUCCCAAUGUCCCCUUUCUGAUCGACAAUGACGGGAACAUUGAAAACACAGAGAAAUUACAGUACAGUGGAGAACGCCUCUAUAAGUUCACAGUGACGGCCUACGAUUGUGGCAAGAAGCGGGCCUUUGACGAUGCUGAAGUGGAGAUUCAGGUGAAGCCCACCUGCAAGCCCAGUUGGCAGGGUUGGAGUAAGAGGAUAGAAUAUACUCCUGGUACAGGCAGCCUUGCACUUUUCCCCAACAUCCAUCUGGAGACUUGUGAUGAGCCCCUGUGGAAUAUCCAGGCCACUGUGGAGCUGCAGACCAAUCACGUGGCCAAAGGUUGUGAUCGUGACAAUUACUCUGAGAAGUCUCUGCGUAAACUCUGUGGUGCUGCCACAGGUGAGGUAGACCUCCUGCCUGUUCCUGGUCCCACUGCCAACUGGACAGCACGGCUCUCGGUCCAUUACAGCCAGGAUAGCAGUCUCAUCUACUGGUUCAAUGGGAGUCAAGCGACCCAGGUGCCGAUGGGCAGCGGGACUGGGUCUCUUGAAGGGCUGAGCGACCAUUUCACCCUCUCCCUGUGGAUGAAACAUGGUGUGACACCCAGCAAAGGGAAACGGGAGGAGGAGACGGUGAUUUGCAGCACCAUGCAGAGCGAGGACGGAUACUCCCAUUAUUCCUUGGCUGUGCAUGGCUGUCGAAUUGCUUUCCUCUACUGGCCACUGCUGGAGAGUUCAAGACCUGUCAAGUUCCUCUGGAAACUGGAACAGGUCUGCGAUGACGAAUGGCACCACUAUGCUCUCAACUUGGAGUUCCCCACUGUGACGCUUUACGUGGACGGGGUCUCCUAUGAUCCCGCUCUCAUCCAUGACAAUGGCCUCAUCCACCCUCCAAGGCUGGAGCCUUCUCUCAUAAUCGGUGCCUGCUGGGCUGAGGAGAAGAACAAAGACAAAAUGAAAGGGAAUGAAAACUCCACAGAUAUGGGGCAAGGAGACCCUCUGCCGAUCCACCACUACUUCCACGGUUACCUGGCUGGCUUCACGGCACGCCCCGGCAGCCUGGAGAGCCGGGAGGUGAUUGAGUGCCUCUAUGCCUGUCGCGAGGGGCUGGAUUACAGUGACUUUGACAGCCUGGGCAAAGGGAUGAAGGUUCACGUUAACCCUUCCCAGUCUCUUCUCACUUUGGAAGGGGAUGACGUCGAAACCUUCAACCACGCAAUCCAGCACGUGGCCUACAUGAACUUGCUGCGCUUUGCCACGCCAGGGGUCCGACCCCUCAAGCUCACCACUACCGUCAAGUGCUUCAGCGAGGAAUCCUGCGUCUCCAUUCCAGACGUAGAGGGCUAUGUGGUGGUACUUCAGCCUGAUGCACCUCAGAUCUUGCUGAGUGGCAAUUCCCACUUCGCCCGGCCUGCCUCUGACUUUGAAGGACCCGAGGGGGUUCCUCUAUUCCCUGACCUCCAGAUUUCUUGCUCCAUUUCGCAUCAGGUGGAGGCCAAGAAGGACGAGAGCUGGCAUGGCACAGUGGCAGAUACCCGGAUGUCCGACGAGAUUGUCCACAAUCUGGACGGUUGUGAGAUCUCACUGGUUGGAGAAGACCUGGACCCGGAGCGGGAGUACCUGCUCUUGGAUGGGGCUUCCCUGCGGCAGCGAGGACUGGAUCUCAUCAACACCUCGGCCUACCUCUCGAUCACAGGUGUGGAGAGCAUUGCUGUGUUUGAAGAGAUCCUUCGGCAGGUGGCAUAUUGCACCCGCCAUGGUGCUGCCCUUUAUGAAAGGAAAUUCCGCCUUUCGUGCACUGAGAUGAAUGGCCGUUACUCCAGCAAUGAGUUCACCGUUGAGGUGAAUGUCCUCCAUAACAUGAACCGAGCUGCUCACCCCAACCACAUCAUGAGUUCCCAGCAGUUCAUGCACCGUGGCCACCACCUGCCUCCAGAACUCUCCGGCCACAGCCUGGCUAACGUUCACCGCAACUCCAUGGUCCCGAGUGCUGCCACCAUCAUCAUCGUGGUGUGCGUGGGCUUCCUGGCCCUGAUGGUGAUCUUGGGCGUCUUGCGCAUCCACUCCUUGCACCGGCGUGGGGAUGGGCAGGAAUGCGCGGGGGAGGCUGCGGGGAGCCAAGGUGGUGCCAGGGGCAAUGAAAGCGAGAUGUUCUGGGAUGACUCUGCUCUCACCAUCAUCGUCAACCCCAUGGAGUCAUACCAGAGCUGCCAGGAGCAAGCGGCGGAGGUCACUGAGUGUAAAGGCAGAGAGGCCUUGGAAGAAGAGGACAGCAGUGACGCCGAGUCCCCUGACUCUCCGGGCAGCGAUGCCACCGACGACCAGCACAUUGUGAGCAAGCGUGACAUUCCCUGCCGCUAUUAGAAGAGUGUGAUGGAUGGAGGGCAGGAGAAGUGGAACAUCCACAAAGAGGGAGGGAGGGUGGGCCUGCUUAUGGUUAAUAUUUGGGGAGGGGGGCCUGCUCCCACAUCUUUUCACUUUUUUUGCCCUUUUCCCCACUCCCUGCCCUGCUUCUUUCCAGACCUCUCUCUUCUAAGUAUGGCGAAGGCCACCCCUAAGGAGCGUUGGCGCCUCGAGUGCACAGCCCGGGAUAGCACCUUUCUCCUCCCACUAAUUCCACAGGGAUAGAAUCCCUCCCCCCGCCCCGGGAGUGCUCAUGUGCAAGCCCCCUUGAAACAGACAGGGUUGCCAACCUCCAGGUUGCCCAUCUAGAGGUCUCCCAGAAUUAUAACUCAUGUCCAGCCAAGAGGUCAUUUUCAUUGGAGGAGAUGGCUGCUCUGGAGGCUGGGCUGUAUGGCAUUAUACCCUGCUGAGGUGUCCCCCCCCCCCCAAAAUGCUGCCAUCCACAGGCUCCGCCCCUAAAUCUCUUAAGACUUUCCCAACCUGGAGCUGCACAAAAGUAAUAUUGGGGAUCAUGUCUCACAGGUCAGAUGUCAACAGUCACCCCUUCCAAUGUCUCAAACCCACCUCUUGAGGCAGGCACUACACUGUGCCGUACACAGUAGGCUCACCUUGGCCCAUGGCACAUCCCGGCAGAAGAGCCUCCGCCUCCUCAACUUGCUCGAAUACAUGGGGCAUCUCCCCACCCUACCCCACAUUUCCAUCCCCAGCCUGAACUCCUCACCCUACCAUAGAAGGGUAAGCUGGGGUUGGCAUGAUAAGCAGCAGAGGUACACAGAGAGACUGGAGGGAAGCUUGCGGGUGGGGAGGACAAAUCGGGUCCGUCAGCGUCCCCAAGAUUCUAUAUAUAUAUAUUGUAUAUUUUUUCAAUGUUGUCAUUUGAGGUUUAUUCUUGUUUUCUUGUUUGAUGCAAAAAAAAAUCCACAGCUUGUGUCGCUUUGUAAAAUUGUCAAUAAUAUUAAAAUAAAUAACAAGUGAAGGGGGGGGGGCCCGACGUGGAGAAGUGGAGCAGAUUUUAAAAUAAAAAGGGUUUUAAAAAGUAA